UCAUAGUUUAUUCACCAGAUGGACCGGAAGCUGUGUUUUUUUUUAACUUUGUUGAGCACACUUACCAGAAUGAGGAAGUUUAGUGCCUCCCACUGCGUGUGUUCACAUGCUGCGACUGCACCGCGACGACGAGACCUCCGAUGGACGUCUACCAGGAGGCUGUGGGAUAUCUCACGUCACAGCAUGUACCAGCUGCAGUCCAAACGGAGACUGAGGUCAUGGAGGAGGAUGUGUUCCAGGAGGAAGCCGAUUCCUGUCCUCUCUCUCCUCUUCAUCCCCAGAGCGUAGACUUCCCCGACACCCCGACGUUAUCCAGCCCCGAGGAAAUGCUAGAGAGGAGGCUCACGGUCCUGAAAUGCAUCGUGGAGAGUGAGGAGGUCUAUCUCAGAGAGCUGGAGGCCCUGCUGAUGCCCAUGAAGGCCCUGCGCGCCUCAGCCGGGACGUCCAAGCCGGUUCUGUCCAGUCAGCAGGUCCAGACUGUGUUCUACCAGGUGCCUGAGAUCAGUGACAUGCACCAGAGCUUCUUCUCGGGCCUGAAGGAGCGUCUGAACGCACACUGCCGCUCUGAGCCCGGCCCCGGGGAGGACGGGCAGAUGAGCUACACCGGCUUCGAGCUGGUGGUGGGGGACCUGUUCCUGAAAAUGGUCAACCAGCUUGGUCUGUACGGUGGUUUCAUUGGAAACUAUGAGGAAGCUGUUCAAGUCGUUCGCAAGUGCACACAGUUGGACCCUCGCUUCCGGACCCUGGCCCAGAGCAUGAUGUCCAACAUCGGCUCGGACAAAACUCGUACCAAAUACACAUUUGAAGCGCUACUAUACAAGCCAUUGGACAGAGUCACCAAGACCACACUUGUGCUGCUUGACCUCCUGAAGACGACUCCAGAAACCCACCAAGACUUCGCACUGUUACAGGAAGCUCUCAGAUUGUCCCGCAGCUUCCUGUCUGGUGUCAACGAGAGUUCACAGAGCAAACGAGGGGUCACGCUCAGUCACGGCAUGAGACGUAAGCUGAUGCGUGACGGCUUUGUGGUGGACGCGAGCGAGGGGGAACGCCACAUGCGUCACCUCUUCCUCUACACCGACCUCCUGCUGUGCACCAGAUUCAAACAUGCAACCAGAGGGAAGCAGGACCAGUACAGGUUCGGCUGGUUUCUGCCCCUCGCUGGCCUCAAACUUCGCUGGGUCUCUGAUCAACAUCGUCCUCCAGACGCACAGCUUCGCCUACACACCAUAAGAACAAAGAUGCACCUCCUACGUCAGCAGCUACGACAACACGCACAGGGGUCCAAGGGUUUGGCUUUUGCAGCUCGUAGCAGAAAGAAACUGGAGCAGGUGGAGCUGAUGCUGCUCACACACUCCCCGGUUUACACACUGGAGCUGCACAGCCCCAGCGGCAAGAGUCACACUCUCCUCCUCUCCUCGCUGUAUGAGCUUGAAGAAUGGAGGGAAGCCAUUCACAAACUCACUACAGACAACAUAGAGACCGUCCCCCCCGACCUGCUCACCCUCACCAGUGCAUGUGUGAAACUGAGAAUGACGCAGCAGCCGCCACUUCACAGCACCAACGCCGGUACGACCACCAUCUCUGCCCCCUCCCCCGUCCGUCCUCGUCCCCUCUCCUCAGACUCACAUCCUGUAUCUGAAACGCAAUACACCGAUUCAGUAGAGGGCGAGAUGUGUCUGUGUGGGACUCUGAGUGUGGCCGUGCACUCUGCCUGUGGCCUGCAGCAACCAGCCUCGGUAUACGUGUGUGUGGAAGUGGAUGGAUAUGAGUUCUAUGAUAAACAAGCCACGACACACUCAUCAAUCCACAGCCUCAACCCACAUUGGGACCAGGAGCUGGAGUUCCAGGUGGACGCGGCUCAGGAGCUGAGGCUGCUCUGCGUGAGCCAGGCUGAUGGAAAGAAUGAUACUGUCUUGGGAAAAACUUCUGUAAAGUUGGAAUCUAAAACCCUGAAUGAGCGAUGGAAGAGACAGACGCUACACCUCGGCCAGGUGGAUGUGACCGUCUCCCUGAAGUUCUCCCCCCACCCUCUUGAACCCCCCAGCGCUACAGCUCCUCUACAUCCUGUCUUCUGCAUCCCCAUUGAAAUUGUUACUCAACAGGAAGGAGUGAUGGUGCCCCACGUGGUGCGCUGCUGCGCCGAGGAGGUGGAGAGGAGAGGCCUGGCGGAGGUGGGGAUCUACAGGAUUUCCGGAUCCUCCAGUGACAUCAACACGCUGAAGAGUGUCUUCAACAGCAAUCUGCGUGACGCUGUAACCAGGCUGAGGAGGGCGGAAGUGAACGUGGUCUCUGGUGUCCUCAAACUGUACUUCAGAGAGCUGCCGGAGCCCCUCAUCCCCGCCGACAAGUUUCAGAGCCUGGCCAGGUCGCUGGAGAUCCAGGACGUAGACUCCCGGCUGGUCUCCUUGUUCUCCGUGCUGCACUCCUGUCCCGCUCCCAACCGCAACACCUUCCUGUUCGUCCUGCACCACCUCCAGAGAGUCUCUGAGAGGCAAGACACCAACAAGAUGACUCUGAUUAACCUGGCUACGAUAUUCGGUCCCAGCCUCUUACGCCUCCCUGUGGCGGAACUGGGACACAUCGGCUCCUCCAUGGAUAUCUCUGUGGAGGUGGUGCUGCAGGUCCAAGUGGUUUUCUGCUACCUGCAGUGCAACAACCUCCCUGAAGCCCAGACCUCUCUGCCACAUGACACAGACUCUGAAGAUGAGACCACCCACAUGUGAGACCACCACCAGUGUCAAAUACUGCUUGUGAAGAAAUAUCAGCAAACUCUUAACACAAUCAAAUUAUUUAUUGAUAGAAAUAUGCACUGUGUCUAUUUUGUCAGUGUUUUAAACCUGAAGGGUGACAUUUUGAUUUAGUGCAGUAUCAUUAAUCACAGAUAUAUAUACACUUCUUUUAUAUGCUGCAUUCAUUCUCACAAACCAGCUAGUAAGAGGCUUUCAAUCUCUAUUUUACUGAUUUAGACAAAAUCACAUUUAAUUAUACAAAAAUCCUAUGUCAGAUACAUUUUGAAGAUAAAAGUCCAAUAAUAUACAUUUUAAGCGUUAUUAUUUUCUAUAAAAGUUCAUUUUAAGUGAAUAAAUAUGAUUUCUAAAUACCAGCAUACUCGAAAAAAAACUACAAAAACAAAACAAUUGGAAAAAAUAAAGUCGAUUUUCUUACCUUUAUUUUGAGGAUUUUACCGGUCAAAUGUAGAAUUGGCCAGGAUAAAAGAAAUAAUUCAUAUUAAGUAAAAAAAACGUGGUAAUGAAUCCCAAUAUGUCUUCUGUGUUACUGUGGUGUAACUUUCAUUAUACGGCAGAUUGACUAGGUGGCACGGGGAGUAACGUGAAGUUAAAAUGUGGUGGAGGAAAAGUCAGGGAUGCAGAUGUUGUAAAAAAGGGUCAGGGGUCACCUCCCCGAGCCUGAAAACCAAUCGGUUACGGUUCAAAUCCAACUAGACGGAGUUCACCACGAAGUGCACGGCCCAUAAAAGUCACUCACACACACACACACACACUGUGCUGGAAGCCAACACACACAUGUUCACGGCCCAUGUUCGACCCAUCCACACCACAGAUGGGGCGUCUCUUUUCAACCGCACCACCUGGGCAGGCCGGGCUUGUGUUACCCCUCAACCUUUUACCCCCCCUCGCUCUUUUGAUCACUAAUCCUGCAGCCCGACUCCGGCUCUCCAGCACUAAUAGACUCUGCCUGGACGCCAUAACAACAUCCAGAACAAACCGAAAGAAAAUGGUGGCUCACCCUUGCUGCCCUCAGAGUCAUAAAUCACCUGUCCCCUCUAACACGCUGGCUGCCAAAAUAAAGUUCCGCCCAGCGACUACAAAGACAAAAUGAGGUUCAGGCUACAGACUACAAAGCCCAGGAAGGCCUGAGACGUCCCAGACGUUUGUGACCAACGACGGGACCAGACGACUGGUCCACACCUGGGGCUGCUGGGAACAUUUUUACAGGACACAUCAGUUUCUGGACAGCACUUGUUCCAUUCAGUCACACACACUGACUGUCUCGUCUACAGAGAUUAUGCAGCCAUGUUAUUUAUGUGGAAAUUCUUUGAAACAUAUGGUGGUAGAGUCAUUUGUAUACACGUAUUUUGGAGAUAGACCUAAACAGACCAACAUUAAACCUAGAUUUCUUUAGGUUUAAGUUCAGGUGAACCCAAAAUUAUUCUUUUUUAGAAACUGGGAUUGUUUUUCAGCCGACCAUGUGCCUUUUUUGAAUCUCUUUCCUCAGCUAACAAGACAUUUGUGAACUUUUAAAUGCCAUUAAAGAAACUCACAGGCCUUCAACAAUGUUUAAUUUUAUCCUGAAUAAUGACACUUUUCAGCAUCUAUUUUACUUACACUUUUGACCUGUGUUUAUCAUGGCUCUUACUUGUCCAAAUGCUACCUAAAUGGUUUGGAAUUUAGUUGAGAUAAAGCACAAGUAAAUCCUAUACCAUAUUGAGUUUUAUAUGUGUGUUCUUUAAAUGAUAUUUCUAUGAAUUUUUACCCUGUAAAGUGUCUUUGAGUAUCUUGAAAAGCGCUCUAUAAAUAACAUGUGUACAGUAUAUCAUACUGGCCCUCCUCAGGUGGAGCUAACUGUACUGUAGGUAGGUUUUUUUUCAUUAUCAAUCAAUAAUUACAGUCUUUUCACAGUUUGUACACACAAGCUGAUCAGAGUUCCCAAUGAAUGAUUGUUUGGGAUGUAUAUUAUCUACAUUUAAACUGUUUGUAGAUGCAAAAACAGCAAUCAUUUGUGCAAAAUGUCGAACCGCUGGUGUGCACAUGCUUGUACUGCAGCAUGUAUACCGUAUGUGUGUGUGAUGGUGUCGCUGCCCGGAGCUGUGCCAUGCUUGAUUAGCACUAAUCUAGCUGGGAGUCGGGUUGCUGUGUCGUCGGCGUGUCUGUAUGGAAGGCAUGCAUGCUGCGGAUCACAGGGAUUGACCCUCUGCCUCUCAGGUUAACAGAAGCCCUAUGUGUGUGUGCGUGUGUGUGAGUCUCGUGAAAAACGGUGUGACGGUGAAACCGGCUGAACUUGGACUUGAGAUCUCGGAUGAGAAACUUUGAAUUGUGUAUGAAGAAAGAGUUUUGAAUUUAGCAGUGUGUGUGUGUGUGUGUGUGUGUGUGUGUGUGUGU
This is a messenger RNA of Gymnodraco acuticeps, 5123 nucleotides long. Its product is annotated as breakpoint cluster region protein. Gene Ontology annotation, cellular component: membrane. Gene Ontology annotation, biological process: signal transduction; positive regulation of GTPase activity. The transcript is spliced from 22 exons. NCBI's taxonomy places the organism in Eukaryota, Metazoa, Chordata, Actinopteri, Perciformes, Bathydraconidae. Bases 141 to 2726 code for a protein of 861 amino acids. The record is from RefSeq and is a predicted model, not a curated record. Gene Ontology annotation, molecular function: GTPase activator activity; guanyl-nucleotide exchange factor activity.